Pundamilia nyererei is the source of this 2381-nucleotide messenger RNA. RefSeq lists its product as uncharacterized. Gene Ontology annotation, cellular component: external side of plasma membrane. NCBI's taxonomy places the organism in Eukaryota, Metazoa, Chordata, Actinopteri, Cichliformes, Cichlidae. Gene Ontology annotation, biological process: negative regulation of T cell proliferation; cell surface receptor signaling pathway; positive regulation of T cell proliferation. The coding region runs from base 650 to 1873 and encodes 407 amino acids. The transcript is spliced from 6 exons. The record is from RefSeq and is a predicted model, not a curated record.
UGAGUGUAACAGCUGUUUGUCCACAGUGGGAAUCCUCCAUGAAUAAGAUCCAACCAGACAGAUUCUUGGGUGCUGUUCUUUAUUUUAAUUGUUUUUAAGAUAACCAAAUGUCUGGAUAUGACGGUCUUUGUAUCAUCAUCUUUUUGCUACCACACAUAGUUGUAACCCCCAUUACUGGUUUCAUUCUCAAAUGCUGUUUUUCAGAAUAUGUCCAGAGAGCUUGUAUUGCUUUGUUUUCAGUUUGACAGUAAUAGGUCCAGCAAAGCUUUGGCAGGAGAACAUGCAAAGACAUGAUUGGUUAGCAUUUGUAGCAUAGAAACCAUCACAGAUAGUGCUGAAUUUCUCUGUGUUUUUUUCUCAGCAGUGCACACAGUGGGAAUAUUUAGUCUCAUCAUCAUGGAACAGUAACAGUGAGCUUUUUUAUCUGUCUGUGUUCUUCUGUUCUCUCUCAGUUCCUCCGCCAGAGGUGGUGAAUGCGACAGAUGCAGACGAGUCUGUCCUGCUGCCCUUUACAACCACGGCCGACCUUCCUCAGCACGUCACAGUGGAGUGGACACUCACUGAACCCACAGAGAGGAAGGUCCACGUGUAUAAGAGUGAAAACAAUCAGUCACACAACCAAGACCAGGAUUACAGAGGUCGCACAGAGAUGAAGGAAGAUCCACUGGGAACUAGAGACCUCAGUCUGACCCUGAAAAAGCCCCUCCCCACUGACAGUGGAAUCUACACCUGCACCGUCUACAACAAGGAUGGACUCAUGCUGCUACAGAAAGCAGUGACUCUCAGAGUCAGAGAGAGUGUGCCAGACAUUGUGCAGGUGGCAAAAGACGCGGUGCGCAUCGAGCUGCCCUUGAAAACCACAGCUGACCUUCCUCAGGACGUCACAGUGGAGUGGACAGACUCCAAUAACAAGAAGGUCCACGUGUAUGAGAGUGGAAAGAAUCAGCCAGAUAAACAAGACCAGAGUUACAGAGGUCGCACAGAGAUGAAUGAAGAUCCACUGAGAACCAAAGACCUCAGUCUGACCCUGAAAGACCGCCACCUCAUUGACACUGGAGUCUACACCUGCACCGUCAAGAAGAAGGAUGGAGACAAGCUGCUGCAGAAAUCAGUGACUCUCCAUGUCUAUGACACUGUGAGGAGUUUGGGGACAGUGUAUGGAAACAAGUCUUAUUUGCUAGAAUUUCAAAAAACAGAUAAACUUGAUCAGAUUUCCAAAGUGGAGUGGAAACGUAUACACCCCAAAUACAAGUUCAUAAAGGAAAUAACACGCCAUCAGGGAAAUGAGAAAGACCUCAGUCUGAACCUGGAAGACCUCCACCUCACUGACAGUGGAAUCUACACCUGCACCGCCUACAACAAGGAUGGAGACAUCCUGCUAAGGCAAUCAGUGAUAUUUGGUGUCAGAGACUUCCAGGUGGAGAUGGUGGAGGUGACAGAGGGGGGGGAGUCUGUCCUGCUGCCCUUUAAAACCACAGCUGACCUUCAUCAUGUUUUCAGCGUGUACUGGACUGUCUUUGAAUCCACAGCGAAGAUGGUCCAUUACUUUGAUGUGAAUAAAAAAAACCAGCCAGGUUUACAGUACGGGUCUUACAGAGGUCGCACAGAGAUGAAUGAAGAUCCACUGAUCACUGGAGACCUCAGUCUGACCCUGAAUAAGCCCCUCCCCACUGACAGUCAUAGCUACACCUGCACGGUCUGCAACAAGGAUGGACGCAUCCUGGUACAGAAAGUCGUGACUCUCAGAGUCAGAGCAUCCUUAAUGGGAACCAUGGCAGACAUGCUUCCAUGGAGGAGGGCACCAAAACCUGAGGACAAAGAGGACGUGAGGNGCCAUGAAGACGUUCCUCUGAUGGGGGUUCAUUCAGCUUGAUGGGUCACAGAGGAGGAGGAGCUGGUGAUGAAGAGCUGUCUGUGUGUAUAUACAGUAUCUGUUGUGUAUUCAGCCCUGAGGAAGAUGAAGAUGCAGCUUUGCUUUGGCCUUCCUCUGCUAACAGCUAACUAACCUCAGCCAGAUGUUCUGCAGCUGUUUGUCUAACAUUAGAAGUUUAUAAUGAUGAUGAGCGUGUUUCUGCUGUUCUGAUGGAUCUCCACGGAGCGUCCUGUCACAUGUUAGCUUCAUGUGGGUCAAAGGUCAAAGCUGCUGACUGUCAGGAAGCGUCAGAGAAGAUCAGACAAACAGAUGAAACACCCCUCUGACCUCAGAGCUCCAAUCAGAGCAGGAAGUAGCCAUGAUGGAGGCCCUGAGGCCACACCCAUACUUCCUGUCAGUGCCUGUGAUUGGCAGCUGCCUCCAUCAGUAUCAUAUGUAUCCAUAUAAUCACCCUGAGGUCACUGAUGUUGGUGCUGUAUGAACCAGAUUAAAUGUUUUUACAUAUUAA